Molecule: messenger RNA, 810 nt
Organism: Malurus melanocephalus (red-backed fairy wren)
Lineage: Eukaryota; Metazoa; Chordata; Aves; Passeriformes; Maluridae
Gene: MED30
Product: mediator complex subunit 30
Exons: 5
Coding region: 117-656 (179 amino acids)
Biological process (GO): positive regulation of DNA-templated transcription
Cellular component (GO): mediator complex
Molecular function (GO): transcription coregulator activity
Source: RefSeq, a predicted model, not a curated record
CGGUCCCGCCCCGCCGGUCCCGCCCCGCCGGCUGUGACGGCACCGGCACCGGGAAGUGCUUCCGCCCGCGCGGGUCCGCGUCCCCUCGCCCCGGUGGGGCUGGGUAGCGCCGGGAGAUGUCRACCCCGCCGCUGGCUGGGGCCGGGAUGCCGCCGGGCGCUUUCUCCGGGACGCAGGCUCAGGCUGCCAGGGAGGUGAACACGGCUUCCCUCUGCCGCAUCGGCCAAGAGACCGUGCAGGACAUUGUGUUUCGAACCAUGGAAAUCUUCCAGUUACUGAGGAACAUGCAGUUGCCAAAUGGUGUUACUUAUCAUACUGCAACAUAUCAAGACAGACUGGGAAAGCUGCAGGAGCAUCUCCGUCAGYUAUCAAUACUCUUCAGAAAACUCAGACUAGUCUAUGACAAAUGCAAUGAAAACUGUGCUGGGCUUGAUCCUGUUCCCAUAGAACAACUUAUUCCAUAUGUUGAAGAAGAUGGCUCCAAGCAUGAUGAUCGUGGUGCUGCAAGUCAGCUUCGUUUUGCUACUGAAGAGAGAAGGGAAAUCAUGGAAGUAAAUAAGAAACUGAAACUGAAAAAUCAGCAGCUGAAGCAGAUCAUGGAUCAGUUACGAAAUCUUAUUUGGGACAUAAAUGCCAUGUUGGCUAUGAGGAACUGAACAAGGAAAAUCAAACUUUGUAACUGAAGAAGAUACCAACCUCUUUGAGUAUGCUUAACUUCCUUCUAAGAAGUAACAUGUUUUUCCACAAUUAUAUUGCAAUAAUGUUUGAAGUCUUCAAGAUUAAAAUGUUGGAUUGUUUUCUAAUAACUUA